Molecule: messenger RNA, 3203 nt
Organism: Umbelopsis ramanniana AG
Lineage: Eukaryota; Fungi; Mucoromycota; Umbelopsidomycetes; Umbelopsidales; Umbelopsidaceae
Exons: 5
Coding region: 49-3120 (1023 amino acids)
Biological process (GO): formation of cytoplasmic translation initiation complex; translation reinitiation
Cellular component (GO): eukaryotic translation initiation factor 3 complex, eIF3e; eukaryotic translation initiation factor 3 complex, eIF3m; multi-eIF complex
Molecular function (GO): mRNA binding; translation initiation factor activity
Source: RefSeq, a predicted model, not a curated record
UAUCAAUCGCUCAGAGCCUAUUACCGGUAGACCACCACUUUUCAUCAGAUGCAGUACGGUGGAAGCGGCAACGCCAACGCUCUUAAGAGGGCCGAAGAGCUCAUCGCCGUUGGACAAAGUCUUGCAGCGCUUCAAGCGCUCCAUGAAGUUGUUAUGUCCAAGAGAUCGCGCAACACGCCACUUGUCUCCAUGGAGCCUAUAAUGCUCAAGUAUGUAGAGCUGUGUGUUGAUCUUCGAAAAGGCAAGAUCGUGAAGGAAGGUUUGCAUCAAUACAAAAACAUUGCGCAAAACACCAGUGUCACCACCAUCGAGCUCGUCAUCAACCGAUUCCUGGAAUUGGCAGAACAAAAGGUGACAGAAGCUCAAUCCAAAGCAGAUCAAAUCACCUUGGAUGCUAUUGACGAUUUGGAAGCUUCCGAAACUCCCGAGUCCAUUAUGCUCAGCACCGUUAGCGGUGAACAAAGCAAGGACCGUACCGAUCGAUCUGUCGUUACCCCAUGGUUGAAGUUCUUGUGGGAAGCGUACCGCACUGUUCUCGACACCCUUAGAAACAAUGUUCGCUUGGAAGUUCUUUACCAAUCAGUUUCCAACCAAGCAUUCGAAUUCUGUUUGACAUAUGGUCGCAAAACCGAAUUCCGUCGUCUUUGCGAUAUUCUUCGCAACCAUUUGCAGAACAUCGCCAAAUAUGCUCAUCAAGCUCAUUCCAUCAACUUGAACGACCCUGACACCCUCCAAAGACAUUUGGAUGCUCGUUUCAACCAGUUGAAUGCUGCAGUCAAGCUUGAGUUGUGGCAGGAGGCAUUCAAGUCAGUUGAAGAUAUUCACAACUUGUUAUCUAUGUCCAAGCGUCCUCCCAAGCCCCAAAUGAUGGCCAACUAUUACGAGAUGCUCACCAAAAUCUUUAUGGUCAGCGAAAACUAUCUUUUCCAUGCUGCAGCAUGGAAUAGAUAUUCCAACAUUGUUCGUGCUAUCAACAAGAACCUGACUGAUGAUGAGCAAAUCGCCAUGGCUAACAUUGUGUUGUUGUCUGCCCUCGCCAUCCCUGUCAUCACUUCUUCAAGAACUAGACCCGGAUAUGUCGAAGCUGAUGAACAAAGAAUUCAAAAGCUCAACCGUCUCUCAUCUUUGCUUGGACUUCCUCAACACCCCAGCCGUUCUGCUCUUUUGAAGGAAGCACUCAAUAAGAAUAUCUUGCGUCGCGUCAGACCCGAAAUCCGUGAUCUGUACAACAUCCUCGAAGUUCAAUUCCAUCCCUUGUCCAUUUGCAAGAAGAUCAACCCUAUCAUGUCUCAAUUGGCUCAAGACCCCGAACUUGCUAGAUAUGUUCAUCCCCUUCAUCAAGUCAUUCUCACCCGCCUUUUGCAGCAACUUUCACAAGUAUAUACUACCAUCAAGCUUGACUUUGUUCUUGAACUCGCAUCAUUCCCUGAGCCUUACAAAUACGAUGCUUCCACCAUUGAGAAGUUCAUUAUGAACGGUUGCAAGAAGGGUGAACUCAACAUUCGCAUAGACCAUGCUACCCAAAGCAUGACUUUUGAAACCGAUUUGUUCGCACCACCUAAGGAUACCAUUGCUGAAGGUCCUAAGCUUCAGUCAUCUCCUGCCGAUCUUAUGCGCACACAACUUUCUCGUCUUGGUAAAUGCUUGCACACCACUGUUCAAAUGAUCGACCCCUCAGCUCAACAGGGUGCUGCUCAAGCUAAGCAAGAAGCCUUCGCUCGUGCUCUUGCUGGUGCCGAAGAAGAACACAAGAACACCCUUGCCCGAAAGGUCAUCAUCGAACAACGCAAGGAAGAGAUUGAAACCGAAUUGGCCCGUGCUGAACGUGAAGCCGCACAAGAACGUGCUCUCAUUGCUCAACAAAAGGCUGCUGCCGAGCAAAAGAGACGUGAAGAAGAACAGAAGCGUCGUGAGGCUGAACGUCUUCGCAAAAUUCAGGAAGAGAUCCAGCGCGAUCAAGCCAAGAAGAUCGCUGAUGAAAUUGCUGCCAAGACUGGUAUGCAACUCAAGCCUGAAGAAAUUGAGAAUGCCGAUGUUGAGACUUUGCUUAACCUCAAGGUCAGCCGACUUCAAAGCGAACAAAAGGAGCUCAACGAGCGUCUCAAGAGCAUUGCCAAGCGUCUUGAUCACACUGAACGAGCCUACCGCAAGGAAGAAAUCCCUCUCCUUGAAAAGGACUACGAACAUCAGCAAAAGAGUGAUGUUGCUUAUUACGAAGCUGCUCGCAAGGCUCAACUCAAGGCUGCUGCUGCUAAGCAUGCUGAAGAUAUGAAGAUGAAGUCUCGUUUGUCUCGCAUCUCUGCUGAUUAUAAUGCUUUCAAGGCCAACAUUGAGAACCAGCGAAAGGAUAUCUUCCUUGCUCAGCAAAAUGCUGUGCAAGAAAAGAUCGCUCAAGAGAAGCAAAAGAGAAUCGAACAGUACCGUGCUCAGAGAGAUGAAUUGAUUAGACAGCGGGAAGAGGAAGAGGCUAGACAAAGAGCACAAGAAGAGGAAGAACGUCGCGAGAGAGAAGAACACGAAAGAAUGGAGUCUGAGAAGGCUGCUGAAGCUGAAAAGCGAAAAGAAGAAGAGGAGGAGAGAAGAAGAAAACUCGACGAAACUGCCAGACUUCAACAGGAACGAGAAGCCGCUAUCGAGGCCAAGCGUGCGGCUUCUGCUGCCGAAGCAAGACAGCCAGCACCACCAGCUACCGACAAAUGGGUACCACCAUCGAGACGUCGUGAAGCGGCCGAGCCAACAAGUAGUGAUAGCCGAUUCGCUAGAAGCACUGAAGGCGGUGGCGCUUGGCGUCGUGCUGGACCCCCCGCUGCUUCCGAAGAUAGAUAUAGACGUCCUGGAUAUGGAGAUAGCCGUGACAGCCGUGACAGCCGCGACAGCCGUGAUAGCCGUGACUUCCGCGACAGCCGUGACAGCCGCGAUUUCCGUGAUAGUCGUGAAAGUCGCGAUGGCCCAUCAGCAAGCUCUGCACCACCUCCUCGAUUUGUUGCCCGUGGCGGAGCCUCCACUGGCGGAGGUUGGAGAGAAAGAGAAGCUGCAAAGAGAGCUCAAGAGCAACAAGAAGGUGGAGAAAAGAAGGACAGUGAUGGAUUUACCGAAGUCAAACGUGGAGGCAGAUGGUAGCUUCUUUAAACUCAUCAAAACUCAUUAAUCCCGCACCGUCGUAUUCUUGCUGUCAGAACUGUUGACUGCUUUUUUCUCAGCAU